AUGUCUUGGCAAGCGUACGUUGACACCAACUUGUUGGGAACUGGUCUAUUUGACAAUGCAGCGAUCCUAGGACAAGCCGGAGGCGUAUGGGCUACAUCCUCAGAUUUCAAUAUUGCGCCCGACGAGCAGAGUAAACUCGUCAACGGAUUCGAGGAUAACCCAACGAUCCAAGCAUCUGGAGUCAUCUUGGCCGGAACCAAAUAUUUGACCAUCCAUGCAGAUGAUCGAAGUGUUUACGGAAAGAAAGGAGGGGCUGGAUGUGUGUGUGUCAAAACCAAGCAAGCCGUUAUCGUAGCACUAUACAAGGCUGGUGUUCAACCAGGUGAAGCUACGAAGUGCACCGAAGCACUGGCCGAUUAUUUGAUUGCUUCAGGCUUCUAA
Messenger RNA from Puccinia graminis f. sp. tritici CRL 75-36-700-3, 381 nucleotides. RefSeq lists its product as uncharacterized. Lineage: Eukaryota; Fungi; Basidiomycota; Pucciniomycetes; Pucciniales; Pucciniaceae. Bases 1 to 381 code for a protein of 126 amino acids. The record is from RefSeq and is a predicted model, not a curated record. Gene Ontology annotation, cellular component: cell cortex. The transcript has 5 exons. Gene Ontology annotation, molecular function: actin monomer binding.